Molecule: messenger RNA, 2259 nt
Organism: Aspergillus aculeatus ATCC 16872
Lineage: Eukaryota; Fungi; Ascomycota; Eurotiomycetes; Eurotiales; Aspergillaceae
Exons: 4
Coding region: 1-2259 (752 amino acids)
Cellular component (GO): cytoplasm
Molecular function (GO): oxidoreductase activity
Source: RefSeq, a predicted model, not a curated record
AUGGGUCGUCGUCUAACACGAGUCUGUGUAGUUGGCAGCAACGCUAUCUCAGCUUUUCUUUCCUGGAGGCUCCAGGCGUCCACCUCCUGCGACGUAACGCUAGUCUGGAAAUCGGGGUUUGAGGCGGUUUCGCAAUACGGGGUUUCUUUCAAGUCGAAAGCAUUUGGCAAUGAGAGAUUCAAACCUCGUCACGUGGUACGUUCACCGGAAGAGGCGGCAUCACGAGAGAAUGCAUAUGAUUAUGUUAUUCUUUGCGUGAAGGCCUUGCCCGAUGUCUACGACCUGGCAGCAGUCAUUGAAUCCGUGGUUACCCCUCAACAUACCUGCAUUCUGCUCAAUACCACCAACACCCUUGGUGUCGAAUCACACCUUGAACAACGAUUCCCCACGAAUGUAGUCCUCUCGCUCGUUUCUGGUGUAGAGAUCUCACAGAUUGGGCCCAGCGAGUUUGAGCAUUUGAACUCGUCGAAUAUCUGGGUCGGGGCUACCAACAACAAUUCAACCCUUCCAUCGGGUAUGCAAACCGACAUGGCGGCCGCCUUGGCGAUGACCUUGAGCUCCGGUCAAGUGGAAUGCAAAGUGUCGAACAACAUCAGACAAGAGCAAUUCGAGCGUAUCAUAGGGCCUAUUGCAUUUUACCCAACAAGCGUCAUGUUUGACAACGGAAACGUAACAGAACUCCUGCAGAAGGUCGGAGUACGGCAAUUGGUUACCGAUGUGAUUGACGAGCUCAUUGGUCUGGCCAAAGCGCAUGGCUGCUCUUUCCCAAGCGACUUUCCUCAGAAGACAAUGGAUGCGAUGGCCGCGUCUCAGUCUCCCAACACUAUGUAUCAGGAUUUCCAGGCUCGCCGUCCUAUGGAGAUCGAGACGUACCUCGGAUCCCCAAUCAAGCUGGCAACAGAACUCAAUAUCCGCCUGCCCCGCAUCGAAACCAUCUACGCUAUUUUGCACCACGUUAAUACCACUAAUCUAAGCAAACCUCGCGAAUCGCCCACCCCGUCUGUCCAAGCUCCGCCACCCCAACCCACCCGGAUGUCCUCAGCUCCCCCACCGAGGAAUGGUCCUCCCAUGCGCCCGCCUCCUGGAAGGUCAAGCUCUGCAAUGAUGAUGCCCCCUCCUAGACGUGGACCGCCCAUGCCCGGAAUGUCACGACCCCCAAGCACACAACCUCCGCCUCCUUCUGCCAGAAUGCCUCCUCGUGAGCCGUCUCUGGAGGGACUGGAGGAAUUCAGCCACCUAGUUGUCUAUGAUGACGCUGGUGAAGCUGGGCCUCCUCCCAGGAACCCUAACGGUUAUCCCGACGUCCCUCCUGGUCCUGCCCACUCGCAGUCGACUGCUGACUUGUCCUUGAGAGAGCGAGAGUUGGCUUUGCGGCAGCGCGAGUUGCAGCUUCGAGAACAAGAAAUGAGCAUGAGGCGGGGACCGCCCCGCAGGAAUGCCCCCUCUAGGGCCACUUUCGAUGAGGAAGACGAGGAUGAUUAUUUCGAUCCCAUGGAUACCAGCCUGGUCCCAAACAUCGACCCGGACAAUGUGGAUAUGCUGAGCAUCACGUCGCGAAGAGCCAAGAAAUUUCCGAGUGCCAGCCAAAUACGCAAGAACCCUGAGCUUCUGUCCAAUGGCGGUGGCGGCGGCCGGUCGGGUACAUUCAGCCGCUACUUUGGGGGAGGAAGAAAACGUGCCAGUGAUCGCAUCAUGCAGGAAAUUCCUGGACUCCAUGAUUCCCUCUUGGAUAACCCCAUGAUGGCUUACUCGUCAAACCGAUACGGCGCUGUUGAUAGAAACCAGAUGGCUGCAGGUUCACGUACCAACUCCAUGACCACGAGUCGCAUGGGCGACUAUCCCCCGCACCCCUACCCACACAGUAGGAGAAACAGUCAUUCGCCGGCGACUCCUUACGGUGGCCCGCCUGGUCCUCGCAUGGGCCGUCCGGCCACUGCUCAGGAUCAACACUUUGGCCCUCCUCAUGGGCCCCCGAACGGCAGUCAUCCGUCUCCUCCGGGACACAUGCGGGCACCUGUUCCCAGGUAUCCCCCAGGCCAUGGUAAUGCGGUAGGCCCGCAACAAGUUGAGCAACAAAUUGGGGUGAGCAAUUCGUAUCCCACCAAGGGCACCCCAAAGGAUAGAAGUCUGACUGGAAGUGCGAGCGCCAGCGCGGGGAGUGGUGAUAGCGGCGCCAGUGCGAACCUCGAUUCCGAGAAUUCAGCCCACAGCAGCCAGAUCAGCCUCGGCGCGCAGCAAGCUGCGGCGCCUGUCCGUUGA